AUGGCGUCCAGCUGGGAACACAAAUUGAGAUUCAGCCUUAGUGUCAUACGUCAUGAAUCUUCAACUUUAGUAUGUUCACAUAGACUUGUUUUUCAGGAGGAGUACUGGAGAAGAGGCUUUCAAGAAGUGGCCUCCCCCAACAUCUACAACAGCAAACUGUGGGAGACCUCUGGUCACUGGCAACACUACAGUGAGCACAUGUUCUCCUUUCCUGUGGAAGAUGGCAUCUUUGCACUCAAGCCAAUGAACUGCCCAGGACAUUGUCUGAUGUUUAGCCAUAGGCCUCGCUCUUGGAGGGAGCUUCCACUGAGGCUGGCAGAUUUUGGGGUCCUCCAUAGGAACGAACUGUCAGGAACACUGACUGGAUUGACCAGAGUGCGCCGUUUCCAGCAGGAUGAUGCCCAUAUUUUCUGCACAAUGGAUCAGAUCGAGGCAGAGAUGAAGGGCUGUCUUGACUUCCUCCGCUGUGUUUACGAUGUCUUCAGCUUCUCAUUUCAGCUUCACCUCUCCACCCGUCCUGAGAAGUAUCUGGGCGACAUUGGAUUGUGGAACCAGGCUGAGAAGCAACUGGAAAACAGCCUGAAUGAGUUUGGGGAGCCGUGGAAACUCAACUCUGGUGAUGGGGCUUUUUAUGGACCCAAGAUUGAUAUUAAGAUCAAGGAUGCAAUUGGACGUUACCACCAGUGUGCAACCAUUCAGCUGGACUUCCAGCUGCCGCUCCGCUUCAAUAUGACCUUUGUGUCGAAGGAUGGUGAUGACAAAGCAAGACCGGUAAUCAUUCAUCGUGCCAUCUUGGGCUCAGUGGAGAGGAUGAUCGCCAUUCUUACUGAGAACUAUGCAGGGAAUGUUGUUGGAGAGAAGGAGAAGAUGACUGACUGUGUCAAUGUGCGUACAAGGGACAACAAAGUCCACGGAGAACUGUCAGUGGCCGAGGUGCUGGCUCGCCUGACCCUGCUGAAACAGUCCCGCUGUCGAAACGCAGAGGAAGAAUUUUAA
Molecule: messenger RNA, 996 nt
Organism: Thalassophryne amazonica
Lineage: Eukaryota; Metazoa; Chordata; Actinopteri; Batrachoidiformes; Batrachoididae
Product: threonine--tRNA ligase 1, cytoplasmic-like
Exons: 8
Coding region: 1-996 (331 amino acids)
Biological process (GO): threonyl-tRNA aminoacylation
Cellular component (GO): cytoplasm
Molecular function (GO): ATP binding; threonine-tRNA ligase activity
Source: RefSeq, a predicted model, not a curated record